Molecule: messenger RNA, 1521 nt
Organism: Vitrella brassicaformis
Lineage: Eukaryota; Vitrellaceae
Source: the annotation of a GenBank genome assembly
GGAGAGAGAGCCCUCAGGAGAUCUGCAGCAGAGAGGCUCACAAGUGCACUGCCUCAUCGCACUGCAUCGAGUGCAUCUAUAGAUGCUCGAGUUUCUGAUGGUGGUUCCUCUCUGCGACGCGUUUCUUUUACUCUCAUCGUCACUCGUGGCUUGCUCGCCACUCCAGCGCAUCCUGCAGCCAACCAAUGAGUCGGAUCCCUCCCCCCCCCUCCGUCCGGGGUGGCGUGACCCAGGCGGGUGACGUAGAAUUGUUGCCGCGAAACCACGCCGCGUUUAACAAGCCUCUCCCCCGUUAACGCCCUCCCCCAUUAACGCCCUGGCGCCGGCGGCCGGCGUGGCGUCCUGGGUGCAGGCUUGUGCAACCACUGUUCACGCCCAGUCAUUCUGUUUCUCUCGUCACAGUUCUCCUUAGCUUUUCCGUCAUGGCGGGUGGCGGCCUCGUGAUGCUCUUGGGCGCCGUCGCUGUGGCCCUCCCCGGGGUUCUGGGUCAGCGCUGGGUGGCAGGAGAUUUCAAUAACGGCAGAGGCAACGUCGUCUGGGGUCGUGGCUUCGCCCAUGGAACCUGCCGAGAUGUCAGCACGGGGGCCACGACUCCCAACCCGCUGAUCUACACCGCACUUGAUAACGGAUAUAUUAAUGCGGGUCGAGGCUGGGGUAAGUAAGGGAGCUAGGGGCAGUCCUACAGAAUCAAAGUCAUGUUCUUCCAUUGUCAUUUCUUCCCUGCCUGGUGCCUGUCUACCCGCAGGGGUCAUCGGAUGUAACGACGAGACGAAAAUCCAUAUGGUGGCGGCCCAUACCGUCGUCCGUAACCGUGUACGAGGCCUGUCGGAUGCCAGAUACAAGACCAACAUCCAGAGCGUUAAUCGCACCAGCCUCAGCCAUUUCUACGACGCCUAUGCUAAGUUUCCGUUGAAGAAGUUCAACGAGGCCGUUGCUGAGGACGAAGCGGAGGGCCAACCACAGUACAUCGGUACGUGGCCGACCUUUGGCUGCAGUGCACUGCUGUUCUCCCUUAUUCUUGCUCAACUCUCACCCAUGUCUCUUUUGCUCGCAGGCGUCGUGGCUCAGGACUUGCGCGAGUUGCUUCCCGAGGCGGUGGUCGAGACGCAGUACGAGAGCAUCACUGCCGAGGGCGAAGUGAUCAAGGGGGAGCCCACACUGUACGUGGACAUGGACACCAUCCUCUACAGUCACGUGAGUGGGCAACGGUAGAAGGUUCCUUUUCGUCGACUAGGUUGCCUUGAGAGUUGUUUCUCGGGUUCGAUUUGUUCAGAUUGCGGUGACGAAGCAGCUCAUUCAGAAGGUCGACAAGCUCAAUGACACCAAAGAGCAGCUGCAGGAGACCCAAAGAGCGUUGAAGGUCCUGCAGGACCGCAUGGACGCAUUCGAGGGCGCCCAUUAAGGUCAAGGGUGAUUGAUGUGAUAGUCCAGGAGGGACGCUGGCUGUCGUCAAGUUUGUGGUGCUGGAGGAUAAUCAUUUCUCUAUCGUUGCUUUUCACGUACACGCAGCGACGACGAGGG